Molecule: messenger RNA, 2391 nt
Organism: Hansenula ciferrii
Lineage: Eukaryota; Fungi; Ascomycota; Saccharomycetes; Phaffomycetales; Wickerhamomycetaceae
Exons: 2
Coding region: 1-2391 (796 amino acids)
Source: RefSeq, a predicted model, not a curated record
AUGGUUAGACUAAGAAGUUCACAAGGAAACUUUUUCACAUUUGAUGAAGAAACAAGAGUGUUUUUCGAUCCAAAAAUCAAUAGAAUCAUAUCGUUAGAAAAUGUUCAACAAUUACGAGAAAAUUUAAAUUCAUCAAAAGAUGUAAAUUUGAAACAAGUUUUGGAUUCAUUAGACCACUGUUUAAGAAAAGUUGAAACUUCAAGUCGUUAUCAUGAUUUCAAAGAUCCAAUAAAGAAUAUUGUUAUCCUAGAUAGACCAAUUGAUAACAUAAAUCCAUUGAAAACUCCUAUAUAUGUAUGCCAACUUUGUUUAGGAUAUGGUGGGUUUGUUAAAGAUAUUGAUCAUUUUAGAUUCUGUCCUAAAUUACAUACAAAAGCCCAAAAGAAAAAUUUCAAAUUAAAUGAUCAAUUAUUUAAAGAAUAUCUUGGGUAUGGGUUUGAUGGUUCAUUAAACGAAACAAGAAAAUUCUUAAUUAGUCGCAGAUGGAAAGAUUCAACUGAUGAACCAGAACCUGAUUUCAUUGAUUCUCAAUUAAAAUGGCAAUCAAAAAAUAUAGUUGUUAUAUCAAAUGUUAUAAAAUGUAACAAUUCAAAUAAUCUCAUUACAAAUAUUUCAGGAUCAAGAAUAUUGAAUCCAUUCACCGAGGAAAUUGAAAUGUAUUUAAUUGAAAAAAAGACACCAAACUUUGAUACAAUUUUAUAUAUCUUAAAUCAAUGGGAUAUAUGGAACAAGAAACCAAAUUAUUAUAAAAGGUUAGACUCUGAUUCGAAUAUUAAAUUUAUUGAUCAAAAUUUCUCAAAUGCAAUACCAAGAAAAUUAUCAAUUUAUGUAUGUCAAUCUUGUAAAGAGUUUGCUACAAGAAGUUAUACUGAUCGAAUGAUUCAUCAUAUAGGGACUUGUUCAAAUAAUGUUACUGAGAGUGCAAUAAAUGUUUAUUCAGAGUAUUAUGAAUUAGAUACAUUAGAUCAAGAGGGGAAAAAUCCAAGAUGUCAUUUCUUGAUCAAUAAGAACACUUUCAGUAAAGUGUUAAAAUUAGAAGAUUUCAUCUUGAACAAGUUUGAUGGUAAUAAGGAAGAAAGUGUGGAGGUUUUCAGUAGUAACUAUGGUGCAACUGAAAAGGCUGAUGAUGUUACAAAAGAAGAAGAACUAAACCAGGUGAAAGAACGUCUUAAUCAAUUUAACCAGAAUAGAACACUGACAGAUGAGGUCCCAGUGGAAACAACAACUAGACCUUCAUUUAAUCCAAUCUCACAAGAUCAAAUUGAUCCAACAAAUCAUGCACUUCUAGAUGAAAUUGAUGAUGGUGAAUUGGCAGAUAUUGAAACUCCAGCAAAUGAGGAAGAGGAAGAGGAAUCUGAGAAAAAAUCAGAAAUACCAGAAGACCCCAAAACAAAUAAUGAUUUUGAGUUUGAAUAUGGAAAAGAAGAUGAAUAUAAUACUAUUUAUCAAGAUGGAAACAACAACACAAUAAAGAAGGAAGAAACGCAUACGAAUGAUCAAACUCUUAAUCGAAAAGAAUCAAGUAUUAAACUGAUAAGAGUUGAAAGUGAUGGUGAACUCUCUUAUCCAAGUUCUGAAAUAGAAGAAAUUGAUUCUAUUACAUUUUCUCAGUUACGAUCACCUAUUAAAAAUUUGAAAAAAUUUAAUUUAAAUUCUACACCUCCAAGUUCUAAAGAUUCUAAAAUUGAGAACUUACCAAGAUUAUCAUCAUCAUCAAGUAUUGAAUUAUUACAUAUAUCACCAAAAGGCUCCAAAAGUGAAAACUUUUUUGAAAAAACAAGUGACUUUGACCCUGGCUUGACAUCACCUUUAGCAAAAGGAACUGAUAUUGAUGUGUCUGAUAAAGAUGUUAAUGAAGUUAAUAAACAUGAUAAUGUUCCAGCUUUAAAAUUAGAACAAGAUGAUGAGCAUGUUGAUAGUGAUGAGAUAACAAGAGAUUAUGAAAAAUAUGUACUUGGUAAAGGUGAUGAUGAUGCAGAAGAAGAUAAAUUAGAAAAUAAAUCAGAUCAUGCUAAUAAGGAAGAUACUCAAUCUAAAUUCACAUUAUUUGUUGAUGAAGAGAGUAGUUCAGAUGAAGAUUUUUUCACACCAAAGAAUGAUCCAUAUGAAAAAGAAUAUCCAGAAAGUAAUGAUCCAAUAAUAUCUUCACAAAAUUUACAAAGUUCACCACCAAUAUCACCAAUAAAAUUUAAAAAUAAAUUAGAUAUUGAUUCAACACCAAGAGUUUUACCACGGAUAAUUCCAACAUCACAAAAUUUUGAUGGUAGUCCUACAAAGAAACAAAAAGUACAAACUACAAAUCAAUCAAAUGGGGAUACAAUCAAAUUACCUUUCUUUAAAUUGAUUCCAACACAGAAUAGAGUCAUGAGUGAUGAGGAGUUUAGUGACUAG